This is a messenger RNA of Rotaria sp. Silwood1, 813 nucleotides long. NCBI's taxonomy places the organism in Eukaryota, Metazoa, Rotifera, Eurotatoria, Philodinida, Philodinidae. The record is from the annotation of a GenBank genome assembly.
AUGUUACUUUACACGGUUCCAUAUCUAUUAAACCAUCAACGACAAGUGCAUAAUCAUACAUUUGGACGACGAUUGACAAUCAAUAAUAAGAUCAAUCAUAUUCAAUGGGUAGUUGAUCGUGAUCCUUUAUCGAUCAACACUACUCUUACUCAGUUUCAACAUGUUAAUUCGCUCGAGUUAUAUUAUGAUAUUAAAGAAAUAAAUCCAAAUCCAUGUUCAUGGUGUCUAAUACUUCCAGUUUUGCAUUAUGUUGAAAUUAAUUUUGAUUGGAGUCCAAUGAGAGCUAAGAGAUUGAAUGAUUGGUCUUUUACACCGAUUCAUCAUCGUUGUAUUAUUCUCGAUCAACUUCGUCAAUGUGCUCCUUCACUUCAAUGUCUGACAUUAUGGUGGCAUGAUGUUCGACUUCUUCUUAAACAUUCUAAUUCACCUUGGCCUUCCAUUCAACAAUUAAAUAUUCUUUUGAGAACACACACAAAGGACAAUCCAUCUGCAUCUCUGAUCAGACGUUUGCCAACGAUCAAAGCCUUUCCUCAAUUGCGAUAUCUUUCAUUAGGUGCUCGUCGUUUUUUGCUCACACCACCAGAACUGGCUGCUGAACGGAUUCUAUCAUGGGUCGAUGCUCUCGUAUUCUCUUCGUCAAAAUUAGUCAUCUUACAUGUGAAUAAAAACUGUCCUUAUUUUCGAACUCUAUCCUCAACAUCUCAUGACAUGCUUAUGAUGCUUCUCAAGCAACAUGUUCGUUUGAGAGACUAUCAUCAUCCAUCGGCAAAAAUAAUUAUCAAUUCAAAUGAAGAAGUUAUUAUUUGGCUUUAA